AUGGUAUAUAAGCACGGGCAGGCUCUACAACACGGCCAGCUUUUGGAGAGACCGACCAUGGCUUUCCUAGUUUUAACCUCAGAUGCAACGGAACCGUUUGUGAUUCCCUCGCUUUCGCCCACCUCGCGCACCGGCAGCGUAAGCGAGCCUCUGCCGCCACGGCUGCUGUCGCCAGCGCCGGGCGUAGCGGCUAUAUAA
Messenger RNA from Eremothecium gossypii ATCC 10895, 198 nucleotides. RefSeq names its product Spo24p (gene SPO24). The transcript has a single exon. Bases 1 to 198 code for a protein of 65 amino acids. The record is from RefSeq and is marked provisional. Lineage: Eukaryota; Fungi; Ascomycota; Saccharomycetes; Saccharomycetales; Saccharomycetaceae.